Molecule: messenger RNA, 2282 nt
Organism: Lepisosteus oculatus (spotted gar)
Lineage: Eukaryota; Metazoa; Chordata; Actinopteri; Semionotiformes; Lepisosteidae
Source: RefSeq, a predicted model, not a curated record
UUGUGAUUCUCAGGUGAAAUCGUCUGCAAACAAAUGAAUUCAAACUGCCCUUAAAGAACAAAGAAGAGGGGGCAACUGGUCAUUGUAGCAAACGCACAAAACUCUGGAUUCCAGCAAACUUUUCUGUCGCGUUAAAAGGGGCUCUUUUCAUUGCUUGGUUUACCUCUGGUCAGGCUAAGUCUUUUCUUUCCCUUUUUAAUCCGUCUCUUUAUUUAAGAAAAACACAAAACCAGGUUCCACGCAGUGCUUUAGUGGCUAAAAGUGAAAGAGCUGCUUUUUUCAGAGCUCAGCUCCAUGAAUCGCUCUGGAAAAUUGGUUCUCCUGAAUAGGUGGAGGAGGAAAAACGUUUAAUAGGAUCCGAGGGAGGCUCUGCUCUUGCAAUCUGCUCCUUAAACAGGUGGAAAUUGGACCUUCUCAAUUAUACAAAUAGAGGGGAGGACAGAGCGGGUAGUCGGCGGCUGCUCACACCAAGUUCUUCAAGAAUGGCGAGUUCUCUUCCUUUAGAAACAGUGAUGUCCUGCCCGAGACACGAGACCAGGAAUGGAGCCUCCGUUGCCCCAAAGGCGCUGGCCUUCUCUAUUGAAAGAAUUAUGUCAAAGACUUCGGAACCAAAAAGCUCCUUAGACGAACAGCAUGGAGCUGAUCUCUCAGAAGGCAGAAAGAUGGUCAGUUUGUGCUCACCUAUACCUUGCAUGAUCCCUAUUCAGCCUUUAAGCUACGACCUGCAAGCCAAGGCGUUAAUGAACUAUUCCGAAUUUUGGAAAGCUAACUUCAGAGGGACAAUCUGCAGUUCGGCCGCCAUGUGCAAAUCUAACUGUGGUAUGUGCUGCAAAACAGACUCGGGUUUUAUGCAUUCCUUAUUGCCGAGCGCCAGGGUGAUCAAGCCUCAAGUAAUUCAUCAAACACUGGCAAUGCCAGCCAACGGGUCUCUCUAUUAUUUUAACUAUUUGGAUUCUUCGUAUCACCCGUCGGAUCUCCUAAGCGGACAUUUUUUCUCUUCCAGCAUAGUAAAUUCGCCGUCACAAACUUCGCUCACCGCGCAUCAGAAAUUAAUUCUGCUGGAAAACGCCAAACUUGCGAGCUCGGCGGCGGAGAAGUUUCCCACACCGCAAUACCCACACAAAGAACACCUCCCUGGACAACUGGACCAAAUAGUGAAGGAAAAUCACGGCUUGACUUCGGAAAAAAACGGAGUAAAAGCGCACAGUAAACUCAGCAACAAUUCCUCAGAUGGGAAACCUAAAAAUUUCACUUGCGAAGUCUGCGGCAAGGUGUUCAAUGCGCAUUAUAAUUUAACCCGUCACAUGCCGGUGCACACGGGAGCCAGGCCCUUCGUGUGUAAAGUCUGUGGGAAGGGUUUUCGUCAAGCCAGCACGUUGUGUCGACACAAAAUCAUACACACACAGGAAAAACCUCACAAAUGUAAUCAGUGUGGAAAAGCCUUUAACCGAAGUUCUACGUUAAAUACCCACAUACGGAUACAUGCUGGGUAUAAACCUUUCGUUUGCGAGUUUUGUGGGAAAGGUUUUCAUCAGAAAGGAAACUACAAGAACCACAAACUAACUCACAGUGGAGAAAAACAAUACAAGUGUACAAUUUGCAACAAAGCCUUUCACCAGAUUUACAAUCUGACUUUCCACAUGCACACUCACAACGAUAAGAAACCGUUCACUUGUGCAACUUGCGGGAAAGGCUUCUGUAGGAACUUUGAUUUGAAGAAACAUAUGAGAAAACUUCACGACAACAACGGCACUUCUAUAGCUGCAUCGAACGAACACUCAAGAGGGGUUCAAGGCUGAACGUAUCUCUUCUCCUCUGAGGCGGACUGUCCCAGUAGCAGUAUUUGUUGUACAUAUAAGUUUAUUGGGUAAAUAUUAUGAGGAAAUACUUGAAAUGCCACAUUAUCUUUAACACUUUGCAUUUAUGGCACAAUAUUGUAGACGGUUUGACAAUGUAAAAACCGAAAGUUAUUUAAACUGAUUUACCACGAAAACAUUUAUAUGUUUUGUAAUGUAGUACUUGUUCUCAACAAGUAUUGUAAAGUGACCUGUUAAGUAUUUGUAGGCUUUCUUUUUAUAUAAAUUAAAGUUACAUGUACAAUUUGAUGUGUUUGAAAAUCGGCAAUGUUGCCAUUUAUAAAUGCAUUUCAGAAAAUAUUACACAAAAUAUCUUAAACCCUUAAUAAAAUACUAAGUUUAUUUACAGCUUCACAGAGCAUUUGUUGUAAAAUGUUUUUUUUUAAUUAUUAUCCGUUAAUACUAACAUUAAAGACAUUCAUACUA